Molecule: messenger RNA, 1032 nt
Organism: Ogataea polymorpha
Lineage: Eukaryota; Fungi; Ascomycota; Pichiomycetes; Pichiales; Pichiaceae
Exons: 1
Coding region: 1-1032 (343 amino acids)
Biological process (GO): fungal-type cell wall organization
Cellular component (GO): fungal-type cell wall
Molecular function (GO): structural constituent of cell wall
Source: RefSeq, a predicted model, not a curated record
AUGAAAUUCUCUGCUGCCAUCUUCGCUGCGGGUGCUAUCGCUGCUUACGUUCCAUCUGAACCAUGGUCCACCUUGACCCCUUCUGCUACCCUUGAGAGUGCAACCACUGACUACACCAAGACCUUCGGUAUUGCUAUCAACAAGGUCACCAGUACCUCCGGGGCAAAGGCCAAGAGAGACGUCGUUACCCAGAUCGGUGAUGGCCAAGUCCAGGCUACUACUGCUACGGCAACCACUGCUGCUGUUGUCUCUCAAAUCGGUGACGGCCAGAUUCAAGCCACCACCGCCACUGCCAAGACGACCUCGAAAACCACCGCUCCUGUGGUUUCCCAAAUUGGGGAUGGCCAGAUUCAAGCCACCACCGCCACUCCUAAGACGACCUCGAAAACCACCGCUGCCGUGGUUUCUCAAAUCGGUGACGGCCAGAUCCAAGCCACCACCGCCACUCCUGAAACUGCUGCCGUCGUGACACAGAUCGGUGACGGCCAGAUUCAAGCUACCACCGCAACCUCCAAGGCCGCUGAGACUACCGCAAACGUUGUUUCACAGAUUGGUGACGGCCAGAUCCAGGCAACCACCGCUACCUCCGCCCACAAGAGCGUUGUUUCACAGAUAGGUGACGGCCAGGUCCAAGCUACCACAGGCACCUCCUCCGUGGCUUCCCAAAUCACCGACGGCCAGGUCCAGGCCUCCAGCACUGCCGCUGCUGGCGACUCGUCCUCUAUCCCAACCUCCUGCAAGAGCGACGAGGCUCUUGCCAUGGUCCUUAAGGACGGUAUCUUGACUGACUCCAAGGGAAGAAUCGGAUCGAUCGUCGCUAACAGACAAUUCCAAUUCGACGGUCCUCCACCACAAGCAGGUGCUAUCUACGCUGCUGGUUGGGCUAUCUCCCCAGAAGGUUACCUUGCCAUCGGUAACACCACCACUUUCUACCAAUGCUUGUCGGGCAACUUCUACAACCUGUACGACGAGUCCAUUGGAGGACAGUGUGAGCCUGUUCACCUCAACAUUGUUGACUUGGUCUCGUGCUAA